Molecule: messenger RNA, 2363 nt
Organism: Mastomys coucha (southern multimammate mouse)
Lineage: Eukaryota; Metazoa; Chordata; Mammalia; Rodentia; Muridae
Gene: Rbm45
Product: RNA binding motif protein 45
Exons: 10
Coding region: 139-1575 (478 amino acids)
Cellular component (GO): ribonucleoprotein complex
Molecular function (GO): RNA binding
Source: RefSeq, a predicted model, not a curated record
UGGACGCACCUGCCUUCCCGCUCCCCGCUCUUCCGGAAGCGGAGCUACGUACCGGCGUGCAGCCGGCCGGGAAGGUGCCGGGAAGGUGCCGGGUGAACAGUCUGCAGGGGGCUGCGCCUGACCUCCGCGUGGGGCGCCAUGGACGACGCCGGCAGCUCCGGAGGCAGCGGAGGCUUCCGCCCGGGCGUAGACAACCUGGAUGAGCCGCCCAACAGCCGCAUCUUUCUAGUGAUCAGCAAGUACACAUCCGAAUUGGUGCUGAGGGAGCGCUUCUCGCCCUUCGGAGACAUCCAGGACAUCUGGGUGGUGCGCGACAAGCACACUAAGGAGUCCAAGGGCGUCGCCUUCGUCAAGUUUGCGCGCAGCUCACAGGCCUGCCGGGCUAUGGAGGAGAUGCAUGGACAGUGCCUUGGUCCCAACGACACCAAGCCCAUCAAGGUUUUCAUUGCCCAGUCCCGAUCAUCAGGAAGUCACAGGGAUGUUGAAGAUGAAGAACUCACAAGAAUCUUUGUUAUGAUACCAAAGUCCUAUACAGAAGAAGACCUGAGGGAGAAGUUCAAGGUGUAUGGAGAUAUCGAGUAUUGCAGCAUUAUUAAGAAUAAAGUCACUGGAGAAAGUAAAGGCUUGGGCUACGUGCGCUAUUUAAAACCAUCACAAGCUGCCCAAGCAAUAGAAAACUGUGAUAGAAGUUUCAGAGCACUCUUGGCUGAACCUAAAAGUAAAGUGUCGGCCGAGUCCCCAGAACAAGAUUAUUACAGUAGCGCGAGGCAGGAGGCUUCGGGACAUGAACCUAGAACAAAUCUGUUUCCCUUCGUUGGAGAACAGCAGUCUGAGUUUUCAACUUUUGACAAGAGUGAUAGCAGAAGCCAAGAAGCUAUCUCCAAACGCCUGUCAGUGGUGUCGAGAGUCCCCUUCACGGAAGAGCAGCUCUUUAGCAUUUUUGACAUAGUCCCUGGACUGGAAUAUUGUGAAGUUCAGCGAGAUCCUUAUUCAAAUCAUGGUCAUGGUGUGGUUCAGUAUUUUAACGUAGCAUCAGCUAUUUAUGCAAAAUACAAACUGCAUGGAUUCCAGUACCCUCCUGGGAAUCGGCUGGCUGUUUCCUUCCUGGAUGACGGAAGUAAUAUGACAGAUCUCAUUAGGAAAAUGGCGACACAGAUGGUGGCAGCACAGCUCGCGUCGGUGGUGUGGAGUAACCCGAAUCAGCAGCAGUUUCUGCAGCAAUUUGGAGGAAGUUCUGGGUCACAGGCGCCUCAAAUCCAGACAGACGUCGUACUUCCAUCGUGCAAAAAGAAAGCCCCGCCUGAAACGCUUGUGAAAGAAAGGCUGUUUAUUGUGUUUAAUCCCCAUCCUCUGCCAUUAGACGUGUUGGAGGAUAUAUUCUGCCGCUUUGGGAACCUGAUCGAGGUCUACCUUGUGUCGGGAAAAAAUGUGGGCUAUGUCAAGUAUGCCGAUAGAAUGAGCGCCAAUGACGCCAUCACAACUCUGCACGGGAAGAUUCUGAAUGGGGUCAGGCUUAAAGUUAUGCUGGCAGACUCCCCAAGAGAAGAAUCCAAAAAGAGGCAGAGAACUUACUGAGUCUUAAGAGACAGUAACUCAAGAACACAUGGACCUUGGGAACUAAAGGUAUGGUAUGGCUAGAGGGUCAGACAGCAUGCUUAGGAAAACGUAACACUGCAGCUUGCUCAUUGUAGCGCAUCUACUUUGAGCUGAGCAAAUGUGAUUGAUGGCUGCAUUUGCUCCCAAGGAUGGUAUAGACCAUGAUGGGAGAAAAUGCACACGUAGUUUGAAAAACACACCAGUCCCUGCAAAAUCCAUCUGAGAGACUGCCCCAGAAAAGGGAAUUGAGGCUGCUCUUUAGGAAUUGAAAGUGUUCAUGUCAAGGUCCACAUGACCUAGCAGAGAUGCAGGUUGGCAGAGGCCACAACCACUGUAGCGCUCAUAAAACCACCCGCCUAACCAUAUCACUACACACUCAGGAGAAAGAAGACUUCAGGGGGCUAUUUUAAGAAAAUUAUGGCAUUUGAUAUGUGAAACUCUGUGACAAGGUAAGUACUGUUUCCAACAAAAACUGGAGAACUAUUAAGCUCAGUCAGAUAAUGGAAGUGGCCAUUCCCAGAUGUUCUUCAGAGUCUGUGUUUUGUGAACUCUCGGCUGUUUUUUUGCAGCUAACUGAGUUUUGUAUUUCGUUUGGAAUGUUUUGUUCCAACCAGUAAUGCUUAGGUCAUAGUAUCCAGUAGCUAGGUCAGAUUGUUGGGGGUAUUUGUUCAAUUGUUUUAUUUAUUUUUUAAAAUUCUGUAAAAAGAAUUAAAAUUGUCUACUCCAGUGUUGCUUACCAAUUUAUUUAAAGAUGUGAUAUAUCAAAA